This is a messenger RNA of Venustampulla echinocandica, 423 nucleotides long. RefSeq lists its product as uncharacterized. Lineage: Eukaryota; Fungi; Ascomycota; Leotiomycetes; Helotiales; Pleuroascaceae. The coding region runs from base 1 to 423 and encodes 140 amino acids. The transcript has 3 exons. The record is from RefSeq and is a predicted model, not a curated record.
AUGGCAGAUCGACGUUAUCUUAAUCUUCGAGAGCGGCCUGAUAACUCUCCAGCCUUUGAGACCCUUCAGAGUACGUCUAACUCUAAUUCAACUCCUGGUCCGACUCCUGGUCCGACUCCUGGUCCGACUCCUGGUCCGACUCUUGGUCCGACUCCUGGUCCAACUCCUGGCCCGACUCCUGGCCCGACUCCUGGCCCGACUCCUGGCCCGACUCCUAGUCCAAUUACUGAUAUUCUUACUACUUUAACUACUGCUUUAAAUAAUGCUCCUGCCGACCAACUUAUUGCUCUAACUGCUGCUUUAACUGCUACCCUAGCCCAAGCUCAGGCUUCUAACGCAGCUUCUAGUACAAUUCCUGGCGUAGCUAUAACUCCAGAGAACUGCUCCUACUCUUUCUGGCGUAAUAGCUGGCGCAACUCCUAG